Penicillium crustosum is the source of this 304-nucleotide messenger RNA. RefSeq lists its product as uncharacterized. The record is from RefSeq and is a predicted model, not a curated record. Lineage: Eukaryota; Fungi; Ascomycota; Eurotiomycetes; Eurotiales; Aspergillaceae. The transcript has 4 exons. The coding region runs from base 68 to 289 and encodes 73 amino acids.
CAUCCCAUCGCAUUCCCCUCUUUGAACCCUUUCCCUCUUUUCAGACGUCAAGUCAAAUACCGCAAAAAUGGGCAACGGAGCCAAGGCAAACAUGAAGCGCGAGCGCAACGCGAAGGAACAGAAGACCGCCAAGUCGCAGACCAAGAGCAACGAGAAAGCCAUGAGCAUCCAGUGCCAGGUCUGCAGACAGACUUUCCUCCAGACCACCAAGGCGCCUGCCCUCCUCGAGCACGCCUCCAACAAGCACAGCAAGGGUCUUCCCGAGUGCUUCCCCGGUAUCAGCGCAUAGACAAUCGUCCCGGCG